Molecule: messenger RNA, 4769 nt
Organism: Platichthys flesus (European flounder)
Lineage: Eukaryota; Metazoa; Chordata; Actinopteri; Pleuronectiformes; Pleuronectidae
Product: mitogen-activated protein kinase kinase kinase 5
Biological process (GO): cellular response to stress; protein phosphorylation; MAPK cascade
Molecular function (GO): ATP binding; MAP kinase kinase kinase activity
Source: RefSeq, a predicted model, not a curated record
UAUAAUUAAUUAUUCCUGGUAUAGUUUCAUUCAGUAAUGUACGGUGGCAGCAGCAGGGGUCAUGUGAGAGUCGAGGCCGUGGCGUUUGGUUUCAGUCUAUAACCGGCGCUCGGGCGGGCGGGCGGAGCAGGAGCAGCCGAGGGGGGCGGGUCGAGCGGAGAGAGGAGCAGCAGGAAUGUGGCAGGAGGUGAAAGCCGAGGCGGAGACACACCUGGGAACUUUCAGAAACACGCAACCCAGUCGAGCGAGCCCCGACCCGGGCAGGAGCUGAGUCCGAGGAGACAAGAAGAAGAAGAUGUUCACCACGGAGCGCAGGAGGAUGAGCCGGCGCAUGAGUCUGCACGAGGUGAAGAGGAAGGACCCGGUGCGUGUGUCCGCCGGGAGCUUCUGGCAGGACUCCCUCGCGAUGGAACUGAGCUCCAGCGGCCCCGGGAAGCAGCUCGUGUCCCCGCGGAGCCGCACCAGGGAGGUGUCCGUGGCCUACAUCGUGAACGAGGACGCGUCGGUGCCGCAGACGGAGGAGAACUUGUCCCUGAAGAGUCUGAAAGAAGCGUGCGCGGACGCACACGCCGCCUUCAAGACCAUUCCGUUCGAGCGGCUCUCUCUGGGGACCACCGACAUCCUGGAUAGUUUCUACAACGCAGACGUAGCGGUGGUGGAGAUGAGCGACUCCUUCUGUCAGCCCUCCCUCUUCUAUCACCUGGGAGUGAGGGAAAGUUUCAGCAUGACCAACAACAUCAUUCUGUACUGUUACAAACAGGACAGUGACCUGCAAGCCCUUAAGGAGCAGUGUGGAAGUUACACCUUCAUCCCGUACGUAGUGUCCCCUCAGGGUAAAGUGUUCGCCUGCGAUACCGCGAUAAUGACCGGCAUCAAGGAGCUGAUGCAGCCGAGCUUCCAGCUGGAGCCUCUCCUCAAGCCGCUGGUGGAGAGGCUGGUGCAUCUGCUGAGCAACGUUCACACUCAGUCCAGCGAGUACUUCAAGGAGUCGAUCCGGCACGAGAUCCGAAUGGCCCGGGAGCGGUUCAGCGGCCAGGCCCUGAGCGACGAGCUGAGCAACAUCCAGAAACGCCUGGACAGCGUGGAGCUGCUCACCCCCGACAUAGUUAUGAACCUGAUAUUGUCCUACAGGGACGUCCAGGACUAUGAUGCAAUAAUAAAUCUGGUGGAGACUCUGAAGCACCUGCCCAUGUGUUUGGUAUCCAGACAUCAGAAUAUCCAGUUUCACUACAUAUUUGCUCUCAACAGGAGGAACCACCCUGGAGAUCGCACCAAGGCUCUGGAGAACAUUCUGCCCAUGGUGGAGUCGGGGGGGAAGGUGGCAUCAGAUGUCUACUGCCUGUGUGGACGCAUCUACAAAGACAUGUUCAUGAGCUCCGCGUUCACCGAUCAGAGCAGCAGGGACCAGAGCAGCAGGGACCAGGCGUGCUAUUGGUAUGGACGAGCUUUCGAGACGGAGCCCACUCUGCACUCGGGCAUUAACAACGUGGUCCUGCUGAUGGCAGCCGGCCACGAGUUUGACACUUCUAUAGAGCUGCGUAAAUCAGGUGUGACGUUAAGCUCCCUGCUCGGCCGGAAGGGGAGCUUGGAGAUGAUGAGGGACUACUGGGAUGUCGGCUUCUACCUCGGAGCCAACAUCUUAGUUAACGAACACAGGAAAGUCAUCGAGGCCUCGGAGAAGCUCUACCGGCUCAAGGCUCCGAUAUGGUACGUGGCAUCUAUUAUGGAGACGUACAUCUUGUACCGUCAGUUUGCCAAGCCGCCGGAGGUGAAGGCUCCUAAACAGGACACUGUGGACUUCUGGAUGGAGCUGCUGCUGCAGACCUGUAAACCCACGGUCUCCACAGGCCGCUGCCCGGUGCUGAUUCUGGAGCCCAGUAAAGUCCUGCAACCGGCUAUCGUGUGCGUGAGUGAGGAAGAUGAAAGUCGCACUGUCCAGUUGAAACACGUCACAGCCUUAAAGAAAGGCUUACACCAGUGGACUUUCCCGGCCUCUGCAAUCCGCGGAGUGAGGUAAAGUGCAAAUGAUGAGCGGAGCUUCCUGUACGUCCACUACAACUCCGACGACUUCCAGCUCUGCUUCCCCUCCGAGCUUCACUGCGAAGGUUUCUGCGAGCUGGUGAACUCUCUGCUCCAGCAGGCUGAGGACUCGGCUCAGGACAUGAAUCGUCUGACUGAAGGAAUACUCGAGUACAUCUAUGAGACCAACGAGAACCAGGACAAGGUGGUUCUGGGUAGAGGGACGUACGGGGUGGUCUACGCCGGGAGGGACCUGAGCAAUCAAGUACGCAUCGCCAUCAAAGAGAUCCCCGAGAAGGACAGCACGUACUCGCAGCCCCUGCAUGAGGAGAUCGCUCUGCACAAGAGGCUGAAGCACAGGAACAUCGUGCAGUACCUGGGCUCCGUGAGUCAGGACGGUUUCAUCAAGAUCUUCAUGGAAGAAGUUCCAGGAGGCAGUUUGUCGUCUCUGCUGCGCUCCAAAUGGGGGCCUCUGAAAGACAACGAAGCCACCAUCAUAUUCUACACCAAGCAGAUCCUGGAGGGGCUCAAGUAUCUCCACGACAAUCAGAUCGUCCACAGAGACAUUAAGGGGGACAAUGUUUUAAUCAACACGUACAGUGGAGUAUUGAAGAUCUCUGACUUUGGAACCUCCAAACGUUUAGCAGGGAUCAACCCCUGCACUGAGACAUUUGCUGGAACUCUUCAGUAUAUGGCCCCAGAGAUUAUAGACCAGGGGCCUCGGGGUUAUGGGAAGCCGGCUGACAUCUGGUCCCUCGGCUGCACAAUUAUAGAAAUGGCGACAGGCAAGCCCCCCUUUCAUGAGCUGGGAAGUCCCCAGGCGGCCAUGUUCAAGGUUGGCAUGUUUAAGAUCCACCCCAAGGUUCCUGAGUGCAUGUCGGACGAGGCCAAAGGUUUCAUCAUGAACAGUUUUGAUCCAAACCCGGACGACAGAGCCACGGCCACAGAGCUGCUGGCGAACGCCUUCCUCCGGUCGUCCCCCAGGAAGAAGACCAGGGCUCCGCAGGAAGCCGAACCCAAAGACUCCCUUUCUACUGACUAUCAGCGCAGCCUGUCUGUGCCCAUCUCCAUCCUGGUUGAGGACACUGAUUCAUACUCAGGUUCUAUCGACCUGUCCUGUUCCCUGGACCUCCGGACAUCCCUGUACACCUUCAGAACACGUGAAGCCUCCGAGAGCCCCCCCAGCACCAGCAGCUUCCUGCCAAUACCAGAGGACUCUACAUUGGACAUGUGCAGUCCUGCCUCAACAGAGGAGAAUAUGGGUCUGUUCAUGCUGAGGAAGGACAGCGAGAGGAGAGCAACUCUCCACCGGGUUCUCACCGACGACAUCGCUCACGUCAUCGCUCACAUACAGGAGUCAGUGCCUCAGGUCGGGAAGGGGUCAUCGCUCUCUGCAGACCACAUCACAAAGCUCAUUGGUUGCCUGCGAGACAACAUCCACUCCCCGGACAGGAAGCAGCUGACCGGUGGUUUGCUGGACGUCCGGGCAGCCCUGCUCGCUGCCACAGUACCUGUGAACAGCCUGCAGGCGGUGCUGUUCAGCUUCCAAGAUGCAGUGAAGAAGGUGCUGAAGCAGCAGCAGGUGAAGCCUCACUGGAUGUUUGCUCUGGACAAUCUCCUGAGGCAGGCGGUACAGGACGCCAUCUGUGUGCUGCUACCAGAACUGAAAAUCCAGCUGCAGUCCUCGUUUGAGAAUGACUGCACCGCUGAGGAGCUGAAUUCUGACCCCGACACUCCUGUGCUUCUCGUGCCUGACCAGCUGGAGGCGCCAGCAUACCUGGAGGAAACCGAAGAGAUAAACGACAUCACGCCCACCGCCGACCGCUACUCUCCCACAGACCUGGUCCUCAGAACCAGCUGUCCCCUCAGCGAGAAACUCAGAGAGCUGCGACUCGAGACCCAAAGAUUACUGAGUCAGCUGAGUGAGAAGGAGAGGGACUACCAGGAUCUGCUCAGGAGCUCAGUCCACAGGAAACAGGAACAGAUAGAUGCACUGAGGAAAGAGGCCAUCACGGACGGAGGUGAAUCGACUUCACAGAAAACACACAAUCCAGAGAUGAAGGCGUUGGUGCAUUGGCUCAAGUCUGUCCCUGUAGAUCAAGAUACCAUUGAUAAGUUGCUCGCCCACAAGUUCACCUUGGACUGUCUCCUCCACAUGGCCUCCAGGGACGACUUGAUGUAUUGUGGAAUAAGAGGCGGCAUGCUGUGUCGACUCUGGGCCGACAUCACACUUCGCAGAAAGACAGAGCUCAGCAAACACAAUGAGGACAGCGAGGACACUCUCCUCUAAUGGACGCUGAUGUUGUACAUCAAAGGUCAGACUUAUUGACAGGCCGGUCCUGUGCUGUUAUCUGGAGGAAGAGAAGCAGCGAUGAACACAACUGAUGUACAGGCGAAUAGUUUCUGGACCUCGUGAAUUUAUAUUUUAAACAUACUGAUCGCUGCUUCCGGUUUUUGUGCAUCUACAAUUAUCUGGACCCAGAAACUUGCUAGCAUUUCUUUUUAACAUUUUCUCAGGGCUUUGGCAAGUGGGAAAAGAAGUUAUACCUUCAUAAAUAAGCUGUGUUGUAGCGUACUGAUUGAUUUGCAAAGUAGCUCAACAUUAUUUUAAAGAUGCCUUCUCAUGAGGCUGUUUUACAGAAAACUUAGCCGGACCUAAGUUUUCAAGAGUAUUCUGUAUCUAAACCUGUUGUUUUUACCAUGAAUCCUGUUUAAAUCUCCUCAAAUAAUAAACAGGAACAUUGAAUCCA